CUGUAGAUGCCAAUCAUUAAUUGCAUUUCUAUCUUAUUUAGCUAUGUUAGAAGAGGGCUGGGGCACUUCUGAACACGAGCAAACGAUUACUUCAGUCAUCUCUGAAGGAGAGAAAGAAAGAAAGAAAUCCCAGGAGGACUUGGAUACAGAGACAUCGCUGUCUAUGCCAUCGGUUCUGUGUCCCAGCCCUCAAGAACUGGGAGUCAAAAUCAUGACUGACCAACAUUCCAUGAACACCUCUCCUUGUCCACCAGAGGCAUCAAGAUCUGCUCUGGGAGAUACACCUUCACCUGACCAGAAGAGUAAUAUAUGUAAUAUAUUAAUCAUAAAUGUACUAGAAUGUACUAGUCAGCAUACAUUGUAUAUAUAUGAGAAUAUAAAGGAAAUAACUUUGAAGUAUAUUCCAUCUAUUUUAGAAACUUCUAGUUAUGAAAAUGAAAUAUAUAAAUACACACCAUAUAUUAAAUAUAUUAAAAUGUGUUACGAUACAUUAAAAAAAAUUGGAAUAGAUCCUAAUGAAAAGAGAGGCCAAUAUGCAGUUGCAUAUUUAUGUAAGAAAGAUGGAUCUGAACUUAUGAUAGGACCAUUUUCCCCAAGAGACAGACAUAGUGAAGAUUUCAUUACUGAAAAAAAUUCUGACUUGGUUAAAAAAAAUGAGAAAGAGGAAGAGGAUGGCAGAAGCUGGAGUUUUGUAGAGAAAAGGGUUUCUGGUGAUGAGCUUUUAAGACAUUUUAAAAAAUUAGAUUUAAAAACAAAUACAAUCAACAUCGAAAAGGAUGAAAUCAAUUUUACUAUAGAGCCACUCUCUAUUAACCAGCAUAAAUUAUAUUUUAAAAUAGACGCAGUUUUUUUAAAUAAUGAUGCAAUUGAGGUUAGUAAAAAAAAGCUUUGCAAUCUACGUUCCCAGUACGAUCAUUUGGAAAGAUUUUUUGAUGUUUUUUCAAAAUGUGAAAUUGAUAAAAUACUAUACCAUCAGACAGCAUUUGCUGUUUUAAUUAUGAAAGAUAAUACAUAUAAAACUGUAGGUCCAAAGAAACCAAAAAAUAAAAAACAUAGUGAGGAACGUAUGCUUACUGAAAUGAGCAAAAAUGUCAAAGACAUAUCUAAAAUUUUAUUUUUUACCACCAACAGUCCUUGUUUAGCAAGAGAAGGAACACCUUGUAGAGACAGCUUGUUAAAAUUUUCACAAGAUCAUCAGAUUCCAAUUACAGUUUUCUUCAAAAGACCUUAUGUCUUUAGUAGAAAUAUUGAAGAUUUAAUUAAGGAAGAAGAAAAGCUAUUAUGGGAUACUGAUUAUGAGUUUCAUCUCAAAUUUGAUAUUAAAGAUUUUAUAUAUAAGUUUAAAGAAACUGAUGAAAGUGAGAGGACAAUAAUCUAUAAUAGUAUUAAAUACAUUUGUUCUAAAUAUUCAAAUGAAGCCCAGACAUAUCAAAAAUGGAAACAAGCAGAGACAGAAAUUUGGGAAGAGCUUGAGUCCAAACUGCGGGAGAAAAUAAAGAAAAUAUCCAAUGAAUAUUUUACUAAGAUUAAAGACAUGUUUUGUAAGUGGUGGACUUUAACCAUAACUGAAACUCUCAACACCUUUGUAGCUUUACCCAUCUUAAAACAAAUCGAGGGCCUUCAAAAUCACAUUCAGUUUUUCAGGAUUGAAUUAGAGGAGAACUCAAAUGUCAAUUUUACAAUCUAUGGCUAAUAAUAUUAAACUUUAUGAAAAAAAAAAAUAUUUAAUUUUAUUUUAUUUUAUAUUAUAUAUAUAUAUAUAUAUAUAUAUUGACUUUGUGGACUCAUGCCAAUGGAACUGCCUCCAGAUAAAUGCAGGAAAAACCUGCAUUUAUGCCUGUGUUUGUGCCUGUGGUGGAUUUCCACAGGCACAAACACCCUUCACUACCAUCAGUGAACAUUCAGGGAAAGGACAUUGAGACAGUGGAUUCUGUGGGAGAUCAUUUUAUAGUUUGGAAUGUAUAUGUAUGGAGCAUGUAUCUGAUGUUGUGUAAAAUAACCAGGGGACAGCAUGAUUGAGUUAUCAGGUAAAGUUUAUUCAUUGGAUCGUUUGAUUUUAAGAACAAUAUAGGGCAGUGGUUUUCAACCUGUGGGCCGCGGGGCUGCUAGUUAUUAUCAAUAGAAAUAAUAAUAUUGCUAAUGUAUGAAAAAUGUGUAGUCAUAAUUAAAUAUCAUAAUUUGAUAUAUAAUUAAUAAAAAAUUAAUAAUAAACUGUUACUUUGCAUUCACUAUUCCAUCUCGUUGAUUGGUUUAAUAACAACCCGCCAAUUUAGGCUAUCUAACAUAUUUUUGCUGCAUACAUGCUAAAACAGAUGUAAACAUGGACAAAUGGCUGUCAACGGGAUCGCUGAAAAGGACAAAUACAGACGUUUCUUCAUCCACAAGUAAGCAGGACACUGAAAAGACUCAAAAUAAACCUAAACAAAGAAAAUAUAGCAGCGAGUACCCAGCACUAGGUUUCACAUGUGUGAGCUACCGCUCUGUGUUGUAUGCUCAGAAGUCUUGUCAAAUGAAGCUUUAAAACUGAGCAAAUUACAACGGCACUGGGAAACAAAACAUAGUGAAUAUGCGUCCAAGCCAACUGAGUUUUUUGAGAACAAACUUAAAGAGUACCAAAGCAAGAAAAAAACUGCAUUCUGGCAACGACAACAGUAAAGCAGUGGAGGUAUCUUAUCGCGCUGCAAAACUAAUCGCGAAGGCUGGAAAACUACACACAAUUGGUGAAAGUUUGAUUUUACCUGCCGCGAAAGAAAUGGUUGGCGUGAUGUGUGGAGAAAAGGCCCGCAAGCAGUUAAAUCUGAUUUCACUUUCGGAUAAUACGGUUGAGAGAAGAAUAAAUGAAAUGGCAGAUGAUAUAACUCAGAAGUUGGUUAAACACAUUCGAGAGAGUCCCUUUUAUGCCCUACAGUGGGAUGAAUCGUCCGAUAUAGCAAACCUUUCCAACCUCCUUGCUUUUGUACGGUAUGUUCAUAAUGGAGAAUUACAAGAGGAAUUCCUUUUCUGUAAGCCGCUGCCGGCUCAAACAACUGCCGAAGCCAUUUUUGAUAUUUUGAAUGCAUUUAUUGAUUCAAAUGGAAUCGAUUGGUCUAAAUGCGUGGGUCUGAGCACAGACGGAGCAAGAGCCAUGGUGGGGCAUCGCAACGGAGUCGCUGCGCGCGUGAAAACAGUUGCGCCGCUUAUGAGCUCCGUCCACUGCAGUUUACAUCGGGAGGCACUAGCUACCAAGAAGAUGCCCACAGAUCUGAGAUGUGUCUUGGAUGAGGCUGUUAAAAUAGUCAAUUUCAUAAAAACUAGGCCCCUUCAGUCACGUUUGUUUCGACUUCUCUGUGAAGAAAUGGGAAGUGACCAUGUUCAGCUUCUGUUACACACUGAGGUACGAUGGCUUUCACGAGGCCGGGGGCUUACUCGUUUCUUUGAAUCACGCAACGAAGUAGGGAUUUUUUUAUCCGACUCAAAUUUUCCCCUUUCGGACCGCCUCAGUGAUUUUGAGUGGUUUGCAAAAUUGUCCUACCUUUCUGAUAUUUACAAUCACCUUAAUGGAGUGAACUUGAGUCUUCAAGGCAAAUCAGUGACAGCAUUUCAAGUGCAAAAUAAAAUUGAAGCCACAAUAAAGAAACUGGACAUUUGGGCCGGGCGAAUUUGCAAAAAUCAAAAUCCGAAUCGUUUGAGAAUUUGUCACAUUUUUUGUCAGAAGAAGCCACGAGCCUGCCCACCUCAGUUAAAAAGCUGAUUGAAGAGCAUCUGCAAGGACUGAAGAGCCAGCUGCGUGACUACUUUCCAUCUCCAGAUGUUCAGGUUACCUGGAUUGAAAAUCCUUUUGCAAACUUGUGUGAGGGAGCCGUCACAAGUUUAAGUGCAAAAGACCACGACAGCCUCAUUGACUUAUCUUGUGACAGUGCUUUAAAAUUAACGUUUUCUCACAAAACUGAGGGAUUUUUGGAUUCAUACUCUCUCCGAGUAUCCUGAUCUUUCUGACAAAGCUCUGAGGUUUUUGAUGCCUUUCCGACAACAUAUUUAUGCGAAGCAGGAUUUUCUGCGUUGGUGGCACUCAAGACAAAAUACCGGAAUAAGCUUAACGUCGAGCCUGAUCUUCGCUUGCAACUUUCUUCACUUCAGCCCGACAUACAGCGCUUAGUCAAUGCUAAACAGCACCGACCUUCGCAUUAGUGUUGGAGUUCUCUGCCAGUUUUGACCGCUCGUCUCAACCCUGCUCUGCCUGUUCCCUCUGACUGAUUGCUCCGAUGACGGUCUACCCGCUGCCGACCUCUGAAUGGAUUUGUUCUCCCGUUUACUUAAGAAUUGUCACCCCGAGUGUCUCGGGGCUUGGUGACCCGUGUACCCGUGUUAUGUACAUUUUCUGUUUAUUCAACAUUAUGUUUAU
This is a messenger RNA of Hemibagrus wyckioides, 4381 nucleotides long. RefSeq names its product zinc finger BED domain-containing protein 5-like. The record is from RefSeq and is a predicted model, not a curated record. Lineage: Eukaryota; Metazoa; Chordata; Actinopteri; Siluriformes; Bagridae. The transcript is spliced from 4 exons. Bases 2567 to 3730 code for a protein of 387 amino acids.